GCACAUGAAAAAUAAAGAAAACAGUGCGAAAGGUGCGCCCACGCAGGAGCCAUCAAUGGCACAUAGAUUACAAAAGCAGUGAUAGAACACUGACAGUAGCUCAAAGACAGCUAUCCACCAACUCACAAAAAACAAACAUAAAUAGAGAGGAAAGAGGAGUAGAAAAAGGAAGAAGACAAGACCAGGAGCAGGGGUCCGGGAACGCCAAUACCGAACAACAUGCAAGAGACAGGAAGCAAGAAAAAAAAUAUUCUGAACCAAUGGACUGCAGACAUAGUACAGGAGAUGACCAGAGACUGCAGACAUAGUACAAGAGAUGACCAGAGACUGCAGACAGUACAGGAGAUGACCAGAGACUGCGGACACAGUACAGGAGAUGACCAGAGACUGCUGACAGUACAGGAGAUGACCAGAGACUGCGGACACAGUACAGGGGAUGACCAGAGACUGCGGACACAGUACAGGGGAUGACCAGAGACUGCGGACACAGUACAGGGGAUGACCAGAGACUGCGGACACAGUACAGGAGAUGACCAGAGACUGCGGACACCGUACAGGAGAUGACCAGAGACUGCAGACAUUGUACAGGAGAUGACCAGAG
Molecule: messenger RNA, 601 nt
Organism: Staurois parvus
Lineage: Eukaryota; Metazoa; Chordata; Amphibia; Anura; Ranidae
Source: the annotation of a GenBank genome assembly